Ctenocephalides felis (cat flea) is the source of this 1228-nucleotide messenger RNA. It is a transcript of the gene nac, whose product is annotated as GDP-fucose transporter 1. The transcript has 6 exons. The coding region runs from base 54 to 1040 and encodes 328 amino acids. The record is from RefSeq and is a predicted model, not a curated record. NCBI's taxonomy places the organism in Eukaryota, Metazoa, Arthropoda, Insecta, Siphonaptera, Pulicidae. Gene Ontology annotation, biological process: GDP-fucose import into Golgi lumen; protein O-linked glycosylation via fucose. Gene Ontology annotation, cellular component: Golgi apparatus. Gene Ontology annotation, molecular function: antiporter activity.
UCUCAUUACGUAAUUUAAGUUCUGUAAAAAAUUGUGUUAACAGACAUAACAAAAUGCAGGAAGAAACAUUACUGAAUAAAUAUGCUAAAAUAUUAGUAGUUGUUUGUGCUUAUUGGGUCAUUUCAAUUUGUACGGUUUUUAUAAAUAAAAUUUUGUUAUCCAGUCAAGAAGUAAAUUUAGAUGCUCCUUUGUUUAUUACAUGGUUUCAAUGUCUUGUGUCAGCGGGUAUAUGUUAUACAGCAAGUAAUCUAUCAAAGGCGUUUCCACAGAAAAUAUCAUUUCCCAAAGGAAAUCCAUGGAGCAUACAAGUUGCUAAACAUGUGUUACCACUAUCCAUACUCUUCACUGCCAUGAUAAGUACAAACAAUCUUUGUUUGAAAUACGUUCAUGUGUCAUUUUAUUACAUUGGACGAUCACUAACUACAGUUUUUAAUGUAAUAUUAUCGUAUACACUUUUGCAACAAAAAACAUCUUUUCGGUGUAUACUAUGUUGUGGUAUUAUAGUGGGAGGAUUUUGGCUUGGUGUUGAUCAAGAACAAGUGGCAGGUUCAUUAUCCAUUAUUGGUACAAUAUUUGGAGUACUUGGGUCACUUAGCUUAUGUCUUUAUUCAAUUUACACUAAACGUACACUACCACAUGUUAACCAAGAGAUUUGGUUAUUAUCAUACUACAACAAUGUUUAUUCGUGUAUACUAUUUUUGCCACUAAUAGUGAUGUCUGGAGAACAUAGAAUUGUUGCAUCAUAUCCUUUGCUGGCAAGCUCAUGGUUUUGGUCUGUUAUGAUAAUAGGAGGCAUUUGUGGUUUCUCAAUUGGUUUUGUAACAGCAUUGCAAAUUAAGGUGACAUCACCCUUAACACAUAACAUUUCAGGAACUGCAAAAGCAUGUGCACAAACAAUAUUAGCAAGUCAAUGGUUCUCAGAACCAAAAGCAUUUUUAUGGUGGUUGUCAAAUUUUGUGGUAUUAGGAGGUUCAAUGGCAUAUGCCAGAAUUAAACAAUUAGAAAUGGAAAAAGCACAUCGAGCAAAUGUUAGUCCAUAAGACGGCAUGUCCAUUCGUGGUACACAACGUACUAAAAUGAAUGGAACACAUGGCCUCCGGUGGACACACAAUUUGUGUUAUCUGGAAUAGAUCAUUUUCCCCACGAGAAAAGCACAAUGCGGUCUUCAAGGUGUUAAGUGAAUUGGCAGUAAAGCAUUAAAUUUAGAUAUAAAAUUUUAUGUUGCUGG